Molecule: messenger RNA, 3851 nt
Organism: Mya arenaria
Lineage: Eukaryota; Metazoa; Mollusca; Bivalvia; Myida; Myidae
Product: glycogen-binding subunit 76A-like
Exons: 2
Coding region: 273-1664 (463 amino acids)
Biological process (GO): regulation of glycogen biosynthetic process
Cellular component (GO): protein phosphatase type 1 complex
Molecular function (GO): glycogen binding; protein phosphatase 1 binding
Source: RefSeq, a predicted model, not a curated record
ACAGGCAAUAUCAAGGCCACCGAGGUGAGUAUAAAUAGUUGAUCUUGGUAGGGUGCAGUGGUUUCUUUUUAAAUGAGAAGAACGGGACGGAGUGAUAAUUGUUAUACAACAUGGAACUAUCGGGAAGGCUUCAGGAAGGUCAAGGAUUUACAUUGUCUGAAUGAAAAUCUCUGGCUCCUAUAAAGGACGAUUAUAAGGACUUUCUCUCGAUUAAGAAUACAGGACAUACUUAAAAUGGAUGUACAGUAUUUGUUCCAACAUACAUACACGACAUGGUAGAAUAUGAUGUUUUGCCGGAAGAUUUUUUGUUGAGAUUGUUUCCACGAAAUCUGUCUUAUUCGGAGGAAAGUUAUCUGGAUAAUUUCUCUACCUGUGCCGCGUAUGUGAAAGUACCGAAACAAAACAAAAGAGUUGGCUACUCCGAACAGACACUUAAGAACCAGGAUUUUGACUUUCUGGACCAGGAGUGUCCGGACAUAGACACGGAUCUUGUAGAAAUAAGGAAGUCGCACGGUAUGGAGGCGGAAGGCACUUCCGUCGACCCGGAAUACCCCGGGAUGUCGAAGGAGAAUAACUCGGAGGUAGGGUCGGAGGAGGGGAUCUUCGUAAACAUGAUGGACGAUCUGGAGCUUGUCGGCAGCCAGACUACCAUGGAGUCCCCGUUGAGCAACGCGUCGGCGGAAAGUGACCCCAGUUACUUCUCCUUGGAUUCUGUGGGUUCCCCCGACGAGAGUGGGCAAAUGAAUUCUGUGGAUCAAGAAUGUCUUUCAAAAGCAGUAACUAGGGAACUUCAAAGAAGUGAGUUGCGGAAAUCUGUGCCGGAUAAUUCUAUUGAGACUCAGUCGGAUGAUUCAAGGUCAGUUGAAGUAUCAGAAAGAUCAGCGAAUGUCGUCGAGUCGAACUCAGCGAAGUUAAAGCUGGAUACGAAACUGGCGAACACCGGCGCGGAAGCUUCACACAAGUACCUGAUGGUUCUGCCCGAUAGUCCCCUGUACGACGAACCUGAGUUUAACAUUAAUAAAGCUGAGCUCAGAAAGUCCUCUUCUCUUAAAUCAACCAAAACCCCACCUGGAACACCUUCCCGUAAGAAAAUAGUACGUUUUGCGGACGCCAUGGGCCUUGAUCUAGAGUCCGUCCGUCACGUGCUGGAUGCCGAAAACCCGCCCCGGAUACCAAGCUCCGCUAUCAAAGACUUGAAAGUUGGCGUGGAAUUGGAUCGGAGGGUGGUCGGUAGCCGCCAUCUGGCCUUGUGUUUCACACAGCCGUGUACUAACCCUGAUUUUAUGACAAAAGUGAUGGCAAACAAAGUGUGUCUGGAAAAUUGUGUGAUAACGGACAUGGCGAUCACCGGUGUAGUUCGAGUGGCAAACAUUGGAUAUCACAAAUGUGUGCGUGUACGAUACUCAAUAAAUAACUGGGUGACGUUCUAUGACGUCAUGGCGUCGUACGUGCAAAACUCGUGCAGCGGUUCGACGGACCGAUUUUCGUUCACUAUCGUAGCGCCGUCUAGUCUCGGGCCUGGUACUAAUAUAUCGUUUGCAGUGAGUUUCACAGUGAAUGAUGUAGUCUACUGGGAUAGCAAUGAUUCCAAAAACUAUGAAAUUUCAUGUUUCGCUAAAUCUACCCCAACAAACCUCGAAGAGAGUUGGCUGCAUUUUGUAUAGUAUUAUUGUUCUAUGAUUACUUAGGUUUACCUUUGUUUAUGUUUUGAAGUCAAAAAGUAGCUGUUAUGUGAUAUUUGAAAUCGUAAUAACUUUUUUUCUGUGAUUGGUUAAAUCGUCCGUGGAACGACUCUAUUCUGCAUAAUUUUCUUAUUAGAGUUUCAUUAAAACACGCAUUUAAGUCCAUUGCUACUGUGAAUUAGUUAAUCGAUAUAAUAUUGUUUGUUUUUCGGAAUAUUGCCCUAGCCUUGGUUUCUGGGUCGGCGUCGUCGGUAUACCAACAAUUAAACCUUUACUCAAUAACCGAGAAUGAUAUUGAUAUAUAACAUAUAAUGACUGUAACAACUCAUGGCUGAAAUACCUGCAAAGUUACGCCCUUGCUUGUGAAGUUACGCCCCUUGAUGGACGAAGAAAAACCGGACGAGUUGUAGGGCGUUUACAGUGGUACUAGAAAAUCUUCUGUUGGUUACUUAUAAAUGUCAAGAUUAACAUUUUCCCGACAGCUUAGGCUUAUCUCACCGUCAUGUCGGAGUAUGUUUGUACGUGUACAUAUCUAUGUAUGUUGUACCUGGUGUACAGGUGGGCAUAAUAUUGAUGAUUCAUUUCUUGAUACUGUGCAUUUUAUGCAUCGCACACCUGCAUGUUCUGUUUCGCUGAUAGUUCAAGGCUCUAAAUGGUGCAUGAAUUUGUUGUCUGUUAAACAGUAGUAAUAGAAAAAAACAAUUCAUUUUUUUGUAAUAUGAACAUAAAGAGACAUCUUGUGAUCAUGUCAAAUCACAAACCAUUAACAGUUAGUGAAUUCCCAAUCGAUUUAAAAGAGAAUCUUCGUACAUUUUGAUCUAAAUUUAAACUUUCUUCAAUGCUUAUAUUGAUUUUAUAUUAUUUUGUUUUCUUGGACAUUACAAGCAGUAAUGGCAGCCUGAGCAAUUACAAGCAGUAAUAUUUGAUUAUAUGCCUUUUAAAGAAUAUUGAAGACUUUAUUUUCAAGUUUGAUAAGUGAAGUAAAUGAGUGCCAUAUUCAUUAUUUGUUUGUUUUACAUGUUUAUAGCUUUAUUUGCGACCUGCAUAAGUUUCAUUUCUUUAGUUUGUUACAGCUCAUAAAUUGUAGCAACGACCUUGUAGCUUAGUAAUUUAUAUUGUAGCUUUGCACGAUAUCAAGGACGACCUUGAGGAAAAUUGUGGCCGCGGAAAGUCGUACCCAGAUACUUGUCGAAAUAUUUUCCUCAUACUGUUUCUCUCGAAUAAUGAUCAGAGCAUAACUUAAUGCCACAUUUUGCCAAGAAAUUAUAUAUUAUUAUUCCUCUAAUCGUUGUUAAUUAUUAUUAUUUUUUUUACUCGAGAUACGAGUUUUUCCAACUGGUAUUAGAUGGAUGGUAAAUGUUACAAUCAUUUUUGCAAUACUACAAUUAUUCUUAAAAAUACGUAAUUAUUAUUAUUAUUAUUAUUAUUAUUAUUAUUAUUAUUAUUAUUAUUAUUAUUGAUGGUAUCAUUUUAUUACGGUCACUAUUGACUGGUGUAAUUGAUCUGUUUUAUUGAUUUUGUUGCAUCCGAGUGAGGCUUAAGCUGUCCCUAUAAGGGCUGAUGUAAUGCAUAUUAAGCGAAUACUACUGUACUUUAUUUUUAUUUCACAUUUCAAAUGCUCCUUUCUGUAAGAAAAUGUCAAUCUUGGCAAAUAUUGUAAUUUAUUUCAUAAAAUGUAAAGCGUUCUAAGUCUAAGUUCUAACUACCUCACUCUUCCAUUUAGUGACAACCUUUGCACGCAGUACAGGCAUUUCGAAAUCACUUGUUUUUAUCGCUAUAUAAUAAAAACCUUUGAGACGUAUCAUAAUAUACUGUAGAUGCUAACGCUGUGAGGAUCAGUCGUAUUGUUGAGUGUUGAUCGUUUGUCUUUUUCAUCAGAAUUAUCUGCCAUCUGUUUGAUCAUAAAACUGUUCAUUUCUGCGAGUUGAACAUGUAUACCCUAUGAGAAGGACCCUCGCUAGUGAAGCACAAAUUGCAUGAGAUUAAAUGAAAGCUUUAUAGUCGUUCUUUAAGUUCAAGUGGAGUUUAAUUACUACGCCUUUUAUUGUACACUAUUUUAACGUAGUUAAGCUUUUAUGUUUUUGUUAAAUAAAAUUUGUUAUUUUUAUAGUGGUAUUUGUGAUGUGCAGAAUGUGUGUCGCAAUAUUACACAAUACAUCUGUAAAACAG